ACAGCAGGGGUGCUCGGUUGUUGUAGUUUCGAUGAGUUCUGUGACUGCGGGGCUUCUGACUGCAGCAGCUUCCGUCACUCAUGUAGCCGAACAUGGCCCCUGUCAGCCGGGCUGUUGCUGUGGCAGCGCUCUCUCUGCUCUACCUGUGCGGCGGAAUCAUCUCCACGGAGUUCUUUUCCACGCUCACGCUGUUCAACAACGAGCUCCACAAGCAGGGAUGCAGUUCGCUGUCCGAGUGGGAGGACUACGCUGCAGACUGCGACUCUUCAGUUUUGCAGUUUGAGGAUCCGGACUGCGUGGAGGGAAGCAACCCGCCGUGCGAGUCGGUCUUCUCCCUUAACGCUGAAAAGAUCCUGAACCAAGCCAAGUUGUUUAUAGAGCAAAAGAAAAUCCCCUUCCCUGUAGACAACCAAAACACAAACGAGGAACUUGCUAUUUGCUACGUUUUAAUAGGAAAUGGCCUUUAUGAUGAAGCCAUUAAACAUUUCUCUCUGCUACUACAGAGUGACCCUGAGUUAGUCAGUGCCAUCUAUGGUAGAGGGAUAGCCUACGGAAAGAAAAGCCUGCAGGACAUAAAGAAUGCUGACCUGGCGUUGUACGAGCUUAACCGGGUCAUCACACUCGAGCCCAACUGGCCAGAGGUUUAUGAGCAGAGAGCGGAGAUUCUGUCCCCUCUGGGUCGGAUCAGCGAGGCCCUGAGUGACCUCACCAAAGCUAUCCAGCUGCAGCCAUCAGCUCGUCUCUACAGACACAGAGGAACUCUGCUCUUUAUUUCUGAGGAUUAUGUUGCAGCCAUGGAGGACUUUCAGAGAUCCUUAGAGCUGAAGAAGAAUCAGCCCAUCGCCAUGCUAUAUAAGGGCCUCACCUUUUUCCAUAGAGGCAUGCUAAAGAACAGGAGAGCAUACAUCAAAUGUGUCGGAGGUGGCAUUUUAUGGGCAGGAAGGGGCUACGAGUUGCAGCUAUUAACAUGGAAAUCCUUUUUUUUUUAUCUCUUUCCUCCAGAAUAUUCUCGCUACUUACACUCCCACCUGGAUAUUCCUGUAGCGGAGUACAACGUGGACCAGGACCUACCAGGCAACUUUAAGAAUCACUGGGCCAAGAACCUGCCGUUUUUGAUAGAAGACUAUGAGGAACAGCCUGGCCUGCAGCCACAUAUCAAAGAUGUCCUCCCACAGAACUUCGACAGCUACAGCUCUGAAGUCCAGAAGCUGAUCUGCACGGCCGACCACCUGGGAUUACUGAUGCAGUACGACACUCCAGGAUUCCUACCAAACAAAAGAAUACACAGAGCCAUGGGUUUAGCGACACUGGAAGUGAUGCAGGCCAUGCAGCGCACAUGGAGCAACUCUAAAGUACGAGUUAAUGGAAAGACCCGGCAAAUGCUGUGGAGAGACAUGUUUGACAUCGCCGUCAAAUGGAGGAGGAUCGCAGAUCCAGACCAGCCGGUCCUUUGGUUAGAUCAGAUGCCAGCCAGGAGCCUAAGUCGAGGCUUUAACAAUCACAUCAAUCUCAUCAGGGGGCAGAUUAUUAACAUCAGAUACCUGGCCUACUUUGACAACAUCCUAGAAUUCAUCAAAGACAGAAUAUUAGUGUACCACGGGGCGUAUAACCCAAGAGGCCUCCUGGAGGUCCGCCAAGCACUUGAAAAUGUGAAUAAAGUAGAAGAUCUUCUGCCAAUAAUGAAGCAGUUUAACAGUAAAACCAGAGACGGAUUCACGGUGAACUCCAAGGUGCCGAGCCUGAAGGAUGCUGGGAAGGAGUUUGACGGCUUUACAAUCACCAUCACUGGAGACAGGGUGGGAAACAUGUUGUUCUCAGUAGAGACCCAGACAACAGAGGAACGGACGCAGCAGUACCAAUCAGAGAUCGAGUCUAUCUACAAAGAUCUCACAGUUAAAGGAAAGGCCCUCAUGCUUUCUACUGAGCUUGGGGACGCAGAUGCGGUCUGCAACCUUAUCCUUUCUUUAAUAUAUUACUUCUGCAACCUCAUGCCUCUAUCCAGAGGAUCCAGUGUUGUGGCGUACUCGGUGGUUAUGGGGGCGCUGAUGGCCAGUGGGAAGGAGGUCAUUGGUAGGAUCCCAAAAGGAAAGCUGGUAGAUUUCGAAGCAAUGACGGCACCAAGUCCAGAAAACUUCAGUAAAACAGCAAAAAGCUGGAUGAAUCUCAAAAGUUUACCGAGUUGGUACCGAAGUCUUCCAUCGGUAGCAGAGACCUUCCCGUCCAUCAGAACAAUGAUAGAAGUCCUAAACACAGACUCGUCUUCACAUUGUCCAAAGAAGUCUUAAAACGUCUUCCAACGCCCAGAGAAAUCCGUCAAAGAAAGUCUUAAAAAUGGAGCUUCUGCACAACUCAGCAAAGGCAGAGACUUCUACUUCCCAAACAUCACUGGAUCCCGAAAAAAGUUUAGCAUUGAUACUUGAUUUUUUUCAGUUUGAAUACAUAAAAAAGGAAAAUGUUCUCACUUUACUCUUCCUUAAAUAUUCUCUAACGAUCACUUUUGGAUUUAUUUAUUAUAAUUUGACUGAUAUGCUUCCAAAAUAACCCUGGUCAUUUGUUUCAGAUCCAGUUUUUGUAAAACAACAGUUAAACAAAAUCACAACUUGAUGGUUAAAGUGCAUCUUUGGUUCUAAUCUUUUGUUUUUAGCUUGUUGUUUAUUUCUCCCUCACUACCAGGCUCUUCCAGUCUGUUGGAAAAUAGAAGCGAUUGUGUCCACCUUCGCUUUCUCUCUACGCGUUGAAGUACCAAAAGCACAAAACAUUGAGCAUAUCCACAUGAGGAUUAUCUCAACCAAAUCUCAUCUUAAUUUGCCCUAGAUUAUAAAGCAGGUGGCUUAGAAAUAAUUUAGUUUUAGGUCAGCGUCUAAAGAACAGUUUG
Cyprinodon variegatus (sheepshead minnow) is the source of this 2875-nucleotide messenger RNA. It is a transcript of the gene ttc13, whose product is annotated as tetratricopeptide repeat domain 13. Gene Ontology annotation, molecular function: protein binding. Lineage: Eukaryota; Metazoa; Chordata; Actinopteri; Cyprinodontiformes; Cyprinodontidae. The record is from RefSeq and is a predicted model, not a curated record. The transcript is spliced from 21 exons. The coding region runs from base 93 to 2285 and encodes 730 amino acids.